AUGCCCGACCCCACCGACACCAAGAACGAAGCGCCCCUCCCCUCGCCAUGGUACGCUCCCCACCUGUCGAUCAAGCAGUGGUCCCCGUCCCACGAGGCAUACUUCUACGUCAACCCCACCACGACGCCGCCGACGCGCCAGUGGGAGUUCCCCGCGCCUGCGGUCGUUGGCGGCGAGUUCGCGCCGCCUGAUGGCGCCGCGCCGGCUGCUAGCCAGCCUGCGCAGCCGCCCAAGUAUGACGAGGAGGUCAAGGUCGACGUCAAGGACGUCAAGGUUGAGGAGAAGGCCAAGGUUGAGGAGGUCAAGGUCGUCGAGGAGGUCAAGGUCACCGAGGAGGCCAAGCCCGAGCCCGCGCCCGCGACGACCGACCGCGGCCUCGGCACCCUCCUCGGCCUCACCAAGCCCGCCCCGGCCCCUACCCCGGAUGCAGUGGACCCCUCUGCCCCCGCCGCCACUGGCACCGACGACGCCGCUGCCCCCGCGCCAGAGGAGGACAAGGAGCACCGCGGGCUCGGCAAGCUCCUCGCCACGGGAGGCGCGGGCAUCGCUGCCGCCCUGGCCGCCGCCAAGCUCAGCGACAAGUUCAGCAGCGGGAAGGACGACGCGCAGUCACCCGCUGUGGCUGGUGCCGCGCCGCUCGCGCCGGGGGAGCUCGCGCCGCCGCCGGAGGACAAGGGCGAGAAGAAGAAGAAGGAGGGCUUGGGUGUGGGCGGGACGCUGGCCAUCGGCGCCGCUGCGGCUGGCGGUGCGCUGCUCCUUGGCGAGCUGCUCGGCGGCCACGACAAGAAGGAGAAGCACCACCGCCCCCCGUCGCCGCACUACCCCGGCCCCUUUCCGUACAACUAUGGCCCGCCCCCUCCGCCCGGCUACUACGGCUACGGCGGGUACGGUGGUGGUGGGGGCUAUGGCCGUCCGUACCCGCAGCAGGGAUACCAGCAGCAGGGGUACUACGGCUAUCCCCAGCAGCAGCAACAGUACUAUGGCGGCGGAGGCUACGGCGGUGGCCACCACCGCGAAGACUCGGGCCCAGGCGUCGGCACGCUCAUUGGCGGCCUGGCGGCCGCUGGCGCGGGGUACGCCGCGUACAAUCACUUCAAGGGGAAGAAGGAGGGGAAGAAGGACGGCGACGUUGGGGGCGGGGAUGACCGCAAGCCUGAGGGCGGUGUGCCGCCUAGCUGA
Molecule: messenger RNA, 1179 nt
Organism: Vanrija pseudolonga
Lineage: Eukaryota; Fungi; Basidiomycota; Tremellomycetes; Trichosporonales; Trichosporonaceae
Exons: 3
Coding region: 1-1179 (392 amino acids)
Source: RefSeq, a predicted model, not a curated record